GGGUAACAACGAGUGCGUGGAGUGGUCGGUUCUGAAACGUCGGAUUUACUUCAAUAGCGUGAAACCAUACAACUAAGUAAUUUUCAAAUUAAUAAAUUUUGGAAGAACAUUUAGUAAAUUUUAUUCAAAUUUUGAAAAAUGAUUAAAACCAUCUUGUUGGUUUUAUUAAUCGUAUCAAUAUGUCAUGGAGAUACGGUAAAAACAAAACGAAGCAUCAACCUAUCAGCAUCUUAUGCCCUCAUCCCUGAUGAACGCCUGUCAAAAGAUAUUUCACCUAAUGGCUAUGAAAUUGACUUAAGACCUAACAUUAAGGAUAAUUCAUUUUCUGGACAUAUCAAAAUGAAUUUAAGUUGGGGUGUGCCUACUCGAAAAAUUUCUUUACACGCACAUUAUGAUCUACAAAUAAAUGAUAGAUCCAUAAAACUAUCUAAGCAAACGUGGGACAAUGGUGAUUUUAAAAUAGAGAGCAUUCCAAUUCUGCGGGGAGAUCGUCUGCCAAAGAAAACUAUAUUCGUCGUUUAUCUGAAAGACACAUUAAAGGAAUGUCAUCAUUGCGAGUUAAGCAUGGAUUUUGAAGGGGGCAUAUGGAAAAGUAAUGAUGGUAUGUUCAAAGGUUCAUACAUCGCACCCGAUGGAAUGGAACGUUUUUAUCUGGCUACAUUCAUGAGACCAAACAAUGCUCGCAGACUCUUUCCUUGCCUAGAUGAACCCGGUUUCAAGGUUCCAUUCAACGUAUCAAUCUCAAGACCAAGAAACUAUGUCACGCUAUUUAAUACACCAUUACUUAGGACAGAAGAACUGAGACCCAAUUCAGAAUUCGUACACGACUAUUUCGAAAUCACUCCAUCCAUGUCAACAUUUACGUUCGGCUUUGUAACGACACAAUUGGAACAAUUUCAAAUGCAAAACGAUGUGUCCAAAAACUACAAUAAAAUACCUAAAAUAAACAUAUGGGCUUCGAAAGAUUUACACCACAAAUUGGAGGAAGUUCAUAAGAAACUGGUCACCAUAUACAACCAUUUGGAAGAGUACUUCAAUAGCUCAUUGCCACUGAAAAAAAUUGAUGUUAUUGCGAUACCAGGUCUUUCUCUCAUGCAACCGGCGGACAAUUGGGGCCUUAUAAUGUUUAAAGAGCGCGAACUUCUCCAACCAGGCUAUUAUCAUAUCGCUCAGGAAUUGAUUUAUCAGUGGUUAGGAUCUUGGAUAACACCCUAUUGGUGGGAUGAUGCCCAUGUAAACAAAGCCCUUGCAAGCUUUCUUGCAGCAAAUAUAGUCUUUGAGAUUAACAACGGUAGAGAAUUUAAUGGGAAAUAUCCAAUGACUAUAUUAUAUUCCCUUUACUAUGAAUUCAGUAAAAGAUAUCCACACUCCCGCAUCACUGGUAUGAAACAAGAAACAACGUCAUAUAAAACUGAACUUGUUAUGCGAAUGUUGAACUACACAUUGGGCGAUAAUUUAUUCCGCGAGGGAAUACGAACAUUUAUUUUAAAACAUCAAUAUGGAACAUUUCGAGAAUAUGAAUUAUGGGAUAUUCUAACAAAACAAGCCUACCUAGACAAUACUCUGAAUCUGGAAUAUAAUAUUUCCGAAAUAGUAAAAUCAUGGAUUAUAAAGGAUCGCUUGCCGGUAGUCGAUGUUAAACGAGACUAUGUCGAUAAAACUGCUCUUGCAACACAAAAGGUCUACUUAAGAGAAAGACCUCAUGACGUUCCAGAACGGGAUAAAAUGCUAUGGUGGAUACCACUUGUUGUGGUACAAGAGAAUGACAUAAAUUUCUCAAACACAACGCCUGUAAAGUGGCUUGCAAAUACAAAGACACAAAUUUUAGAAAAUCUACCAGGUGAUGACAAGUUCGUCAUAGUUAAUCCUGAGGAAAUAGGCCCGUUCCCUGUAAAUUAUGAUGUAAAAAAUUGGAAUCUACUCUCGAACUUUUUGCAAACCUCAAAAGGUCUCAGCGCUAUUCCAACAUAUACAAGAGCUAAGCUUUUACACGAUGCCUGGAAUUUGGCAUACGCUGGAGAUUUAAACUUUGCCUCCGCAUUAAACAUGACACUUUUUAUGAAGCUGGAACGUAAUCAUAUUGUGUGGAAUCCUGUAUUUACAUUUAUAGACCACAUUGGAAGACACAUAGAUAAUUCGAACAUCCAAGAAAAAUUCCAGAACUAUGUUAUACAUCUACUUACACCCUUAUACCUGGAAAUGAAUGAAACUACCAUAACAGACGAAGCUAUGUUUGAUUUGAAAUCUAUGGCUGAAACUUUCCUUUGUCGUGCUGGGUACAAGCCUUGUGUACAAGAAGCUCGGGAAGCAUUUAAAUUGUGGAUGGAUAGUCCUAACCCAGAUGAACAAAUUAUGGCUCCCAACAAAUUUAUUUGUCCCAUUUUCAAAUGGGGUUCUAUGGAAGAAUGGCAGUUCGGUCUGCAUCGUGUUAUAAAUUUUCCCAAGUCAAGAACACAAAGCGAACGAACAUACUUGCUAAAAAAUUUAGCCGGGUGUCCUGUACAUUCUGAAAAAAUUGCACAACUUCUGAACUUAACUAUCAUCCAGGGAAACUCCAACUUCACGGAAAACGACAUAUUCCUCAUAUUUAAUAUGCUCAGUUCUGGAUCUUGUGGAUACAAGGCCCUGUUUAACUUUUUGUCGGACAACUGGUCUUUUGUAAGACAAAGAUUUGAAACCAAAACUAAUUUGUGGGAUAGUAUGGUGGGUUCAGCCACUAGGAUGUUUACCACCGAAGAAGGAUAUCAAAUGGUCAAAAAACUGUACGAUCAACACAAAAAUGAGUUUGGAAGUGCACUUCACAUAAUUGAAAAAUCUAUGAGAAAUAUAAAGGAAGAAGUCAAAUGGAGUGACAUCAAUCUUCCGGUCAUAGAAAAAUGGUUAACAGAUUAUUUGGCGACCUCAGAGUAAAGGAUAAAAUGUUACCUUAGGACAAAUGGGCAGACAAAUUAAAAUACAAUAUACUUUGCGUUUUGAUUGUAUCGUUUAUAAUAUAUAUAGUACUAUUUGACCCAGUUAACGUUAUUGACAAUUAGUUUUAGGGUUUAAUGCAUAUUUUUAAAAAUAAAAUAUUCUAUUUGGGCUUUUUGUUUGAAAGACAUAUA
Musca domestica (house fly) is the source of this 3104-nucleotide messenger RNA. RefSeq names its product aminopeptidase N. The transcript is spliced from 13 exons. Gene Ontology annotation, cellular component: cytoplasm. Lineage: Eukaryota; Metazoa; Arthropoda; Insecta; Diptera; Muscidae. Gene Ontology annotation, molecular function: zinc ion binding; peptide binding; metalloaminopeptidase activity. The record is from RefSeq and is a predicted model, not a curated record. Bases 139 to 2910 code for a protein of 923 amino acids. Gene Ontology annotation, biological process: proteolysis; peptide catabolic process.